This is a messenger RNA of Neofelis nebulosa (Clouded leopard), 2515 nucleotides long. It is a transcript of the gene ADAM32, whose product is annotated as ADAM metallopeptidase domain 32. The record is from RefSeq and is a predicted model, not a curated record. NCBI's taxonomy places the organism in Eukaryota, Metazoa, Chordata, Mammalia, Carnivora, Felidae. The transcript has 24 exons. Bases 85 to 2403 code for a protein of 772 amino acids. Gene Ontology annotation, biological process: binding of sperm to zona pellucida; cell adhesion; proteolysis. Gene Ontology annotation, cellular component: plasma membrane. Gene Ontology annotation, molecular function: metalloendopeptidase activity.
GCGUGUGAGCGGCCGCGGCGCCGACCCUAGAGCGCUCCCAACGGCCGCCGCCCCAGUCCACUGUCGGAGCCCCAAAGCCACACCAUGUUCCUCCCAAUGCUGCUGCUUGUUGGGCUCCGCGUCUUGCUGGCAUCAGGACCUGGUUCUCAAAAUCCAUUUUUACAAAUUAUAGUUCCAGAGAAAAUCCAAGAAAAUACAAGUGAUAAUUUGGAACUAGAAAAUGAAUGGAUAUCAUAUAUUAUUACAAUAGACCAGAAGCUAUACACUAUACAUCUUAAGCAAAGGAUUUUUUUAGCACAUAAUUUUAUGGUUUAUGUGUAUAAUCAAGGAUUUGUGAAUUCACAUCCUUCAGAUGCUCAGGCUCAGUGCUAUUACCAGGGGUAUGUUGAAGGAUAUCCCAAUUCUGUUGUUACACUCAGCACGUGCACUGGAUUGAGAGGAAUACUGCAGUUUGAAAAUGUUUCUUAUGGAAUUGAGCCUCUGGAAUCUGUAGUUGAAUUUCAGCAUCUUAUUUAUAAAUUAAGGGAUGGAAACAAUGAAUUUGCAGCUCUUACCAAAGAUAACCGAGGCAUAGAACAAAACCCAGUGGACUAUAACAUUAUUAUAAGUGAAAAAUCACAAUCAACUGUUCCGGAUUUAAUCCCUCUUUAUCUAGAGAUGCAUAUUGUGGUGGAUAAAGCUUUGUAUGAUUACUUGGGCUCUGAAAGCAUGAUAGUAACAAAUAAAAUCAUCGAAAUUAUUGGCCUUGUAAAUGCAAUGUUUGCCCAAUUUAAAGUUACUAUUGUGCUGUCAUCGUUGGAGUUAUGGUCAGAUAACAAUAAGAUUUCUACAGUUGGUGAGGCAGAUGAAGUAUUGCAUAGAUUUUUAGAAUGGAAAAAGUCCUAUCUUUCUCUAAGACCUCAUGAUAUUGCAUAUCUAUUCAUCUAUAGAAAUUAUCCAGAUUAUGUGGGGGCAGCAGUUCCUGGAAAGAUGUGUGUUACCCAUUUUUCGGCUGGAAUUGCUAUGUACCCCAAGGAGGUAACUCUGGAGGCAUUUUCCAUUAUUGUUACACAGAUGCUCGGACUGAGUCUGGGAAUAUCAUAUGAUGACACAAAGAAAUGUCAUUGUACAGGAGCUAUCUGUAUAAUGAAUCCAGAAGCUAUGCGAUCAAGUGGUGUCAAGACUUUUAGCAGUUGCAGUUUGAGUGACUUUGAAAAUUUCAUUUCAAAUAUGGGUGCCAAAUGUCUUCAGAAUAAACCCCAAAUGCAAACAGCUCUGAGAGCAAUCUGUGGCAACGGCAAAGUGGAGAGAGGUGAAGUGUGUGACUGUGGUACUGAGGAACAAUGUGGAAAGUCUAGCUGUUGUAAUUUUCGAACUUGUACACUGAAAUCAGGAGCACAGUGUGGUCAUGGAUUAUGCUGCAAGAACUGUCAAAUUGAAAGACAAGGUGUUGAAUGUAGGAAAGCAAGACAUCGUGAAUGUGAUAUUGCUGAGUUUUGUAAUGGAAGCUCACCAGAAUGUCAACCUGAUAUGACUAUACACAAUGGACAUGUAUGUAAACAAAAAUAUGUGUGUUAUGAUGGAGUCUGCCAGGAUACAGAUGCACGGUGUGAGGUCACAUUUGGAAAAGGUUCAAAAAAUGCACCAUUUGCCUGCUAUGAAGAAAUACAGUCUCACGCUGAUAGGUUUGGGAACUGUGGUAAAAUAAGAGGCAAAUUUCAAUCCUGUUCAUGGAGGAAUCUUCAAUGUGGGAGACUAAUUUGUACUUACCCUACACGAAUUCCUUUUCGCAAAGAAAAUGGCGCUGUGAUUUAUGCUUUUGUACGAAAUAAUUUAUGUAUAACCAUAGACUACAGAUUGCCUAAUGCAAAUCAAGAUCCAAUGAAAGUCUCCAAUGGUUCUCAUUGUGAUGAAGGGAGGAUCUGUGUAAAUGGUGAAUGUGUAGAAUCAAGAAUAAUUAAGUCUGAAUCAUCUGUCUGUUCAAAAAAGUGCAAUGGACAUGGAGUGUGCACUUCCAAUAAAACGUGCCAUUGUUUUGAAGGCUACCAGCCUCCAUUUUGUGAAACGCGUGGCAGAGAAGCUUCUAGUUUGCCUGAGAAACAGGGUUUAAUCAUGGAAAGAGCUUUUAGGAAGGCUGAAAAGAACCGGUGGCUUCUAGGUUUCUACAUUGCUUUGCCUAUUCUCAUCAUAGCAACCAUAAUAGCUAUUGUUUCAUGGAAGAGUUCAAAAAAGUGGUUCACCAAGGAAGAGGAAUCCUUGAGUAGCGAGUUAGAAGGCAGCACUCACACAUAUGCUAGCAGAUCCAGAUCAGAAAGCAGCAGCCAAACAGAUACAGUCAGAUCCAGUUCAGAAAGUAGUGCUCAAACAUAUACCAGCAGAUCCAAAUCACAGGAAAGCAUCCAAACACAUAACAGUAGUAACUAAUAAUUCCUUCAGAAGGCAAUGGAUAUCAGAGAGUAUCUCACUGAGAAAUGAAAAUUUCACCUUUGCUCCCUUGGGCACAGUUGAAGGAAACAAUAAACUGAGUGUGGAACUA